Molecule: messenger RNA, 3258 nt
Organism: Arxiozyma heterogenica
Lineage: Eukaryota; Fungi; Ascomycota; Saccharomycetes; Saccharomycetales; Saccharomycetaceae
Gene: PDR1
Product: drug-responsive transcription factor PDR1
Exons: 1
Coding region: 1-3258 (1085 amino acids)
Biological process (GO): DNA-templated transcription; regulation of DNA-templated transcription
Molecular function (GO): DNA-binding transcription factor activity, RNA polymerase II-specific; zinc ion binding; DNA binding
Source: RefSeq, a predicted model, not a curated record
AUGGAUAACCAAAGGAGAUCAUCUCCAAAUGGUGGAGUAACAAAACCAAUGAGGAGUAAAGUGAGGAAAGCAUGUGAUAGUUGUAGAAAGAGAAAGAUAAAAUGCACCGGAACACAACCAUGUUCCUCUUGUCAGGCAUAUAAUUGUAAGUGUGUUUAUAGUGGGAGAACUAUAGGUUCAAGUAAUAAUGUUAAUAUUAACAUUAGUAAUAAUGAUCAUAAUUAUGGUGAUUACAUAUCUUCCUAUACUUCUAAUGAAACACAUAUAUCUAAGAUAAUUAAUAAGAAUGGUAUCAAUAGUAGCAGGAGCAGCAGUAGCACUAGCACUAGCAUUAGCACUAGCACCAACAGUAAUAAUAAUUGUAUUAGUACUGGGGAUAGCCACAAUGAUAUUGAGAUCAAAAAUGCAAAUGUAAUAAAAAUAAACAGUGGUGUUUAUGAAGACAAUACAGAUAUUGAAAAAAGAUUGGAUAAUUUAAAUAAAGUACUUUUACAAUUGAAGGAUUUGGAAAAUACCAUAAAGCAAACACAUUUAGAUGGUGAAAACUUGCAUAUCAACGAGUUAAUUAAUUCAAUUAAAGAACAGUUAGCUGAAAUUAAUAAUCAAUGGCAACCUGAGAUAGAUUUGAUUCAAUAUAAGGAACUGAAUAAAAUUGCAGUUAAAUCUGUAGAGACUUAUUUAUUGAAAAAUAAAUAUUCAGAAACUGUUCCAAUAACUAAAUUUGCGAUAUCCGGUGAUAAACAGUUGGAACAAACUUUAAUAAACUCUGAUGCAAAUAAUAUAGAUAAUUUUACUCAAUUGAAAGUGACUCAAUAUCCAGUUGUAGACGAGAUGUUCGGUUUAUACUCAGCUUAUGAAGUUUUCUCUCUUAGAGGUAUAGGUACAUGUUUCAUUAAAUCUAUCAAAAAUCAAAAUCAUUGUAAAAACAUAAGCAAAAGUAUAAAAGAAACUUUAUAUUUGACUUUGAGAUUCUUUGACAUGGUAAUGUCACAUUUUCACGAAAAUGCUUUGUCUAUUGGAAAUCCAAUUGAAAGUUAUCUACAGUUGAAAAAAAUACCAAUUUCACAAACACCAAUCUCAAACGCUAAUUCUCCUUUAAUUGAGAGUAAUAAUAUUAAUAAUAAUAGCAAUGUUGUUACUAAACUUUCUUUUGGGAACGGUAAUACUGCUAUGCCAAAUUCUCCUAACUCAGCAUCUACAGGUUCAUCAUUUUCCUCUGAAAAUACAAAAGCGUUAGUGGCUAUUUUGAUUAAAAUGUUACCUCAGCCAUUUGUAGAAAAACAUACAGGUAUUAGCAAUGCUCAAUUAUUAGAUUCUAUGUAUGAUGAUGUGCUAAUGUUUAAAUUACUUUUAGAUAUGUAUGACACUCAUAUGAAAUCACUUGACAAAUUUAUGGGGGAAAUGAAUUUACAGACACAUCAAAAUAAUAGUAAUUAUAAUAGUAAUUAUACUAAUUACAAUACUAUGAACAAUAUUGUUCCAACUAUAAAACCCGCAGAUACACAUAAAUUAUUAAAUUUUUCGAAUGAGGGCGAGUUGUUGUUGGUUUUACUAUACACAUAUUAUAAUUCUACUCUUUAUAUGUAUUUUAAUCCAGAUAGUGCAUUGGAAUAUUUAGAGAUGUUGAUUAGAUUAUUGGAUCAGCAGGUGUGGAAUGAGGAUAAAAAUGGUUUUUAUAAAGUACUAGGUGCUGCAAUCCCAAGAGCAUUGGAUAUGGGUUUAUCUAGGUGGGAGUAUUAUGUUGGCCUUGAUGAAUUUUAUGCUGAAAGAAGAAGAGAAGUAUGGUGGAAAUUAUAUUGUCAUGAAAAGAGCAGUAUAGUAAAAUCGGGGGUUACUUCAGUCAUCAAUGAUAAAAUUAUGACCUGUUUAUUGCCUAAAUGCUUUAGAGAUGUAGGAUUUCUAGAUAAUAGAGAUUUUUUAUCAAGGGUCGCAGAAGUUAAAAGGAAUGAAAUUUUUGAUAAUAUGGAUAUUGAUACAUUAGUAUUUUAUGGUAAGACUGCGAUUUUACAAAUUUAUUCAGAAUUCCACCUUAAUGUUUUAUUGAAUGAACGUUUUACCUCAAUAAGAAAUGCUUCAUUACCUCCACAAUUGAAAUCUAAAAGGUUUGAAGAAAUUUUGGAACAAUGUGAACUUACUCAACAAAAAUUGACUGCGGUAUAUGAACAAGUUAAAAAAUUAUAUGAAAUUUCCAAAAAUCCAUCGUUAUAUGAAACAUCGUUACCAAAGGAAAGCAUAAUUAAAGCAAUGAAGUAUUGUAUAUAUGCAGGUAAUGUUUAUGCUACCUUAAUAUCAACUUUGGAUAAUUUAGAUGCAAGAUUUUCUUCAAGAGCUGAUGAUCCAAAAGUUAAUACUUUGUCUAACAUUGUGCGUUUACACAAACUUUGGAGAGAUAUAUCACAAAUCGUAUUAAGAUUCAAUGAUACAUAUUGUUUAGCAAAUAAUUUUUUUAUCUACUCUACAAUUUUAAUUAUUGUAAUGACACAUCUCGGGGAAUUAGUGGAUCAUUUCACAUUGGAAGAUAUUGCUGUAAUUUUUAAAAUAUUUGGUAGAUUAAGUUAUUUCCCAAUACUAACAGAAAAUGUAGGGUAUCAUCAAGUUACGGAUAGUGCUCUUUUUAAAUCCUAUUGUAGAACAUUUUCUAUUACGGCUAUUUAUUGUAAGAUGCUGAUUGAAAACUUUCCACAUAAAAUAGGAAUGAAAGAGGAAGAGUUAAUAGACGGAUUAGGAAAGAUUGCUCCUGAAAUUAUGCCCCUGGUUGAGGCAUGUUCUGAUCCUAAAGCCUGGCCAUAUAGAUAUUUAAUGAGACCGGUGGCUAAGUCUGGAUUCCAUCUCAAGAUUAAAAGAAUGUUGAAUUAUAUCGGAGUAAAUGAAGGAAUUGCAGAUGAAAAUCCAACUUCAAGGAAUAAUAGUAUUUUUAAAAAUAUCGGAUUAUCUGGUGCUGUAAUUAAUAAUAAUAAUUCGUUUUCUUCAGUUGGUUCAUCUUUAAAUAAAUAUUCUAAGACAAUGGAUCAUCAGAUGUUAACUCCUGGAACAACGAUGGGUAAUUCUUCGACAACUACCGAUUCAGAAACAUAUGCAGCGCAAUCUUCAGGAAAUAAUGAUAACUUGGGUAGACAUCCUAACGAUUUUGGCUUAAUGGAAAAUGACUUUGAGUCUCCUGCUUAUAAUCUUGGUACUUUGGAUGAAUUCGUACAAAAUAAUGAUUUAACAGAUCUCUGUGAUGCUUUGUGGGGUGAUUUAUAUACAUUUAAAUACUAA